Messenger RNA from Dreissena polymorpha, 665 nucleotides. RefSeq lists its product as uncharacterized. The record is from RefSeq and is a predicted model, not a curated record. Gene Ontology annotation, molecular function: protein binding. The transcript is spliced from 2 exons. The coding region runs from base 134 to 517 and encodes 127 amino acids. NCBI's taxonomy places the organism in Eukaryota, Metazoa, Mollusca, Bivalvia, Myida, Dreissenidae.
CCAGCUAAUAAAGGACAGGGUAAUAACGCUCCAACAUGAAUGCUGGGGUAUUGCCCAUCAUCAUGGUAACCUGUACAUUACAGAUGGUAGUGUUCUGUAUCUUUAUACUGUGGAUGGAAGACUUGUGAGGAAGAUGUAUAAGGAUACAUCAGGUUACAAUAGAGUUCACUCCUGUGCAGUGAGUCCAGAUGGAGACAUGAUAUAUGUGGUCAACUACAGUAGGUGCUUGCUGGUCACACUUUCCAGGGAUGGCACAGUGAUCUCCGACCUUUCUGUACCUGCACAACCUACAGGCAUACAUGUGACAGAAUCAGGACAAGUUCUGCUGUGUGGAUACUCUACAGACAAAAUCUUCCAGGUGGACCGAGAUGGGAGACAAAUACUGGCAGAGAUGGUCACACAGAAUGAUGGUGUGACUCACCCUAUAUCUAUCUACUACAGCAAGCACACAGGAUCACUCAUUGUAGGAAUGUGGAACAAUAAUGACAUCAUCGUGUUUAAGGCACUGUUAGAGUAGGAGGAUGUUUAUUAUAAUAAUUUAAUUAUAAACUCGCAUAAACAUCGUCAUGUAAUAAGUGUUACAGUUUUGUAUACAUGGUUUUAAAGCCAGUGGCUGUUGGAAUAGGACAUAUUAGUUAUUCUCUGUAUGAAACUAUUACACAUUU